This is a messenger RNA of Aspergillus pseudonomiae, 1103 nucleotides long. Its product is annotated as chromo domain-containing protein. Gene Ontology annotation, cellular component: nucleus; pericentric heterochromatin. Gene Ontology annotation, biological process: chromatin organization; negative regulation of transcription by RNA polymerase II. Gene Ontology annotation, molecular function: chromatin binding. Bases 177 to 845 code for a protein of 222 amino acids. The record is from RefSeq and is a predicted model, not a curated record. The transcript has 7 exons. Lineage: Eukaryota; Fungi; Ascomycota; Eurotiomycetes; Eurotiales; Aspergillaceae.
AUUCGCAUUCACGCGACUGCGCGAUUCGCUGUUCUAAGUAGCACUGAAAGCAACUAUUAUCAUCAAUUACUCUUGAGCUCCAGUCUCUAUAGGGGUGGCAUAGCAAUCUAUUCUAGUACGCCUUGAAUCAAAUUGCCAAGCUGUUUUCUCGAAUUUUCGCUUCUUUUCGCCGGACAAUGCCGCCACCCGUGGAGAACCCUUCUGACGACGAGUCAACCGGAGAAUCUAUACCUUAUAACGACGCGAAAGAAGACCAUGACUCAGAUGCCGAAAACCAAGAAGACAAUGAUGAUGAAGAGGAUGAGGAGGAUGAGGAGGGCGUCUAUGUCGUUGAAAAGAUUCUCGGUCACGACUUUGCGAAGAAUGGAACUCUCCUCCUGCAAGUGAAAUGGAAAGGAUACGAUGACCCUGCAGAUGAGACCAUGGAGCCGGAGGAGAACCUGCUGGAGGGCGCAAAAGACCUGGUUGAAGAAUACUACCGUGUUCAUGGUGGUCGGCCUGAGAAACCCCAGCGGGGGAAGCGCAAGUCCAUGACUGGGCCAAAGCAGACGCCAGAGAAAAGUGAACCUAAAAGGCGUAGAAAGUCCCGCGCGGAAGCUGCCACCGAAACUCCAGAUGAAGAUGAUGCAGAUUUACCUCCUUGGGUUCCCCGGACCGGUAGCUGGGAGAACGAAGUGCAAAAUGUUGACACAAUCCUGCGUGAUGCGGAAACAUCGACUUUAAUUGCAUAUCUCCAGUGGAAGAAUGGAAAGAAGUGCAAGGUCUCCCUUGAGACCUGUUAUGAUAGAUGCCCCCGAAAGAUGCUUAAAUUUUACGAGGAGCAUUUGGUUUUUAAGGAAGGUUGAGUUGAUUCUACACCAACAUUCUUUGGCAACUUCCUUUUUCUUGUCCUUUUCUAGCCUGGUGUGUAAAUUGGUUUAACUCAAGAUUCCUGUCUAAUUUCGUUGGGAAGUGAGAGGCAGUAUCUUUUCUAGAUAGUACUGUUUGAUCACAGUGCAUAAAUGGGUGUUCCGCUGGUGUUUUUGAUUUAUCUAUGAACUCUAAUGGCAAUUGGUAUCUCUGAGAAAUGGGAAACAACAAGUAGGGAAACAAAAGGAAAAAAG